This is a messenger RNA of Coccomyxa subellipsoidea C-169, 639 nucleotides long. RefSeq lists its product as hypothetical. NCBI's taxonomy places the organism in Eukaryota, Viridiplantae, Chlorophyta, Trebouxiophyceae, Coccomyxaceae. The transcript is spliced from 4 exons. The record is from RefSeq and is a predicted model, not a curated record. The coding region runs from base 1 to 639 and encodes 212 amino acids.
AUGGCUGCGCUUGCCAUGCAAAGAGCUGUGGAGCAGGACGGCGAUGAGCCCCAAUGGCUGCAGGACAGGGAUCGCCUGCUGCUGCUAGUAGCUGAUCGCCCAGCAACUGUCUUACAGGAGGAAGGCUCAGCAGGCCUGGAGCGCUGGCUUGCUGCAGAUAAGGAGCGGUCGCUCCCAGAGUAUCAGCGCAAGCGGCCCAAGUAUUACUACUACUACGAGUGGAUGCGGCAGCGCAUUGCAGACCACUGUGGUGCCCUGCCGGAGUCUGUUGUGGAUAAGCUGCUGAAUGUGGAGGCUGGGGAGCUGGACACCCUCCUCACCUACCCUGCUGGCGUCCAGGCCAAGGCACGCUCUCAUGCAACAUUUACCGCAAAGCAGUUGCUGGAUAUUUUCGAUGAGCAUGGGGCGGAAUAUUUGGAGACCUGGCGCUUGCCGCCGCUGACAUGGACUGAGCUGCAGGAGCUCAAAGCCCAGGCAGGGGUGCCUGCAAUAGAAGGGUCCAGCCCAGAUGAUGCCAGGAUGAUCAUGGGCUGUGAACAGUGCCAACCAGCUGCCUUGGAGCCGGCUGUAACAGGGAACAUGAGUGAUGAGGAUGCCAUGUGUGAGGGAGAUGAGGAGGACUUGGACGCUGUGGAUUGA